GUGGCAGGACACUGACAAGCCCUUCCACUUCCCUUUUUUACUAAUUGUACAAAACCCACUUUGAAAAGCAGUUUCCAUUCCCUGCACACAGACCCCCGCGGGAGGCCGAGGGAACAUCUUGGAUAGCUGAACCAGGUCCUCAUGCUACUGUGGUCACUGCUGGUCAUCUUCGCUCCCGUCAGCGAGGAGGCAGACUGGCUGACCCUCCAGGCUCCCUCUGUUGUCUUCGAAGGAGACAGCAUCGAUCUGAUGUGCCAGAAGAAAAAGGACUGGAGGCAAAUCAAUACUAGGGCAUACUACAAGGAUGGAGAAGAGUUACAUUUUUCAAACGAAGUCCCUAGCUUUACCAUCUCACACGCAGCUCUGAGUGACAGUGGCAACUACCACUGUUCUCUCACUGCUGGAAAACCCUUCCUUCAGAAGUCAGGAGAUUCAAGGAGCGUCAGGAUUGAAGUCCAAGAGCUGUUUCCACGCCCUGUGCUCACGGUCAGCCCCUUCUGGCCCAUAGAGGGGAGCCCAGUGACCCUGACCUGUAAGACCCAGCCUUCUCCACAGAGGUCAAAUGCUCAGCUCCGAUUUUGCUUCUUCAGAGAUGGCAGAGCCCUGGGGUCCAGCUGGAGCAGCUCCCCAGAGCUCCGGGUCCCCGCCAUGUGGUCGGAGGACUCAGGGUCCUACUGGUGCCAGGCAGAGACAGUGACUCCCAGGGUCAGAAAACAGAGCCUCCGAUCCCAGAUUCACGCGCAGAGAGUGCCCGUCUCUAACAUAAGCCUCCAGAUCUGGGCUCCCAGGGGCCCAGUGAUCGAAGGAGGGAAUCUUGUCCUCCUCUGCUCGGUGACCAAAGGCACAGGAAACAUCACAUUCUCCUGGCACAGAGAGGCCACAGGAACCAGUGUAGGAAGGAAGACCCAGCAUUCCCUGUCUGCGGAGCUGGAGGUCCCAGUCGUGCGGGAGCGCGAUGCGGGCCGCUAUUACUGCAGAGCUGACAACGGCCACGACCCCAUCCAGAGCAAGGUGCUGCAUAUCCAUGUGAGAAGUCCAGUGUCCCGCCCCAUCCUCACCCUCAGGGAGCCGGGGGCCCAGGUCUUCCCUGGGGACAUGGUGGAGCUUUGCUGUGAGGCCCAGAGGGGCUCUCCCCCGAUCCUGUACCGGUUUUAUCAUGAGAAUGUCACCCUGGGGAACAUCUCGGCCCCCUCUGGAGGAAGAGCGUCCUUCAACCUCUCUCUGACCGCAGAACAUUCUGGAAACUACUCCUGUGAGGCCGAUAACGGCCUGGGGUCCCAGCUCAGCGAUGCGGUGUCACUCACUGUCACAGGGACCGAUAGCUACAGAAGAGACCCUGUCACGGCCAGAGUUCUUGGGGUGCUGUGCGGUGGCCUCGGUUUCAUCACUGCGGCUCUGCUGUUUUAUUACUGGUCCCACAAGAGAUCAGGGGGACGCCCUGCCACUCAUGCAGCCAGAGAUGCUUCCAGGGCAAGCCCUCAGGAGUCCGCCCACUCCAGCUCACACCCAGACCCUGAAGAGCUGCAGCCGGAGUAUGUCAAUGUGGGCCCUGUCGAUGUGGAUGUGGUUUAUUCCCGGGUGUGGAUCAUGCAGCCCCCAGAAGACGCCGCAAACACCAGAAGGACAGUUCUGGAGAAUGAGGACUCCCAUGUCAUCUACUCUGACGUGAAGGAGACGGAAUCCUCGGAGGGACUGGGAGGCAGAACACCAACAAGGAUGGAACAGCACUAAGGGCUGCAAAACACUAUCAAAAUGCCCAACCCUCAUGACAUCUCAGACAGAAUGUGGUCCAGGGGCUGAGCAGGUCAGCUGGGUCACUGUGUUGGUUCUCAUCGUGCUCUUUCCCAAUGUCUUCUUCCAUUCAUUCAAUAUUUAUUGAACUGCUACUGCAUCCCAGACGCUGUGGGGGGAUUAUCUUUGUUAUUGUCUCUUUUAAAAAAUUUUUAAUUUAAAUUCAAUUUAGUUAGCAUAUAGUGUAUUAUUCGUUUCAGAGAUAGAAUUUAGUGAUUCGUCAACUGCAUGUAAUACCCAGUGCUCGUUCCAUCACGUG
Molecule: messenger RNA, 2050 nt
Organism: Ailuropoda melanoleuca (giant panda)
Lineage: Eukaryota; Metazoa; Chordata; Mammalia; Carnivora; Ursidae
Gene: FCRL2
Product: Fc receptor like 2
Biological process (GO): immune response; cell surface receptor signaling pathway
Cellular component (GO): external side of plasma membrane
Molecular function (GO): transmembrane signaling receptor activity
Source: RefSeq, a predicted model, not a curated record